Mobula hypostoma (lesser devil ray) is the source of this 6584-nucleotide messenger RNA. Its product is annotated as stearoyl-CoA desaturase 5-like. Gene Ontology annotation, molecular function: stearoyl-CoA 9-desaturase activity; iron ion binding. Bases 350 to 1339 code for a protein of 329 amino acids. Gene Ontology annotation, cellular component: endoplasmic reticulum membrane. The transcript is spliced from 6 exons. The record is from RefSeq and is a predicted model, not a curated record. Lineage: Eukaryota; Metazoa; Chordata; Chondrichthyes; Myliobatiformes; Myliobatidae. Gene Ontology annotation, biological process: unsaturated fatty acid biosynthetic process.
UCCGGGUGCACGCCCCCCCUUCCCCCGGCUCCGGUGUCGGUCGGUCCGGGUGCACGCCCCCCCUUCCCCCGGCUCCGGUGUCGGUCGGUCCGGGUGCACUCCCCCCUCCCCGCUCUGGUUAGGUGUUGCUGCAGUCGGCGCUACAGGUGGAGCCGCGCUGAUGCCCGGCUCUGAUUGGCUGCGCGCUGCCAGAAGGCGGCCGGGUGCCGGGUCCCGGGUCUCGAGCUCCGCUCACUGGCGCGAGAUGCCUGUGCUGCCGUCGCGCGUCGGUCCGUCCGCCUGAGCGUGCUGGGGCCGGGCUGAGGCGAGCCGAGACGAGACGGCGGGCACACCGGCCGUGUCUGCCAGCAUGGAGCGUGAGGAGAAGAUGGGCGGUGGGUGGCCGGGGCGCCGGGCCGCGCACAGGAUCGUCUGGAGGAACGUCGUGCUGAUGAGUUUGUUGCACCUGGGCGCCGUGUACUCGCUGAGCCUCGUCCCGUAUGCCCAGCCGCUGACCUGGCUCUGGGCUUAUAUUUGUUUUCUAUUAACGGCCCUUGGAGUGACAGCUGGUGCACACCGAUUAUGGAGCCAUCGGUCUUACAAGGCAAAACUGCCACUACGGAUGUUCUUGGCUGCUGCCAACUCCAUGGCUUUUCAGAAUGACAUCUACGAGUGGUCUCGGGAUCACCGGGUACAUCACAAAUACUCGGAAUCCAAUGCCGACCCUCACAAUGCCACUCGUGGGUUCUUCUUUUCUCAUAUUGGCUGGCUGUUUGUUCGUAAGCACCCGGACGUGGCAGAAAAAGGAAAGAAGCUGGAUGUCAGUGACCUCCUUGCUGAUCCUGUUGUUGUGUUCCAGAGAAAGUAUUACAGGACGUCAGUUUUAAUCAUGUGUUUCUUAAUGCCAACUAUUAUCCCCUGGUACUUCUGGGGGGAGAGUCUCUGGAAUUCAUACUUUCUGGCUUCCAUUCUUCGAUAUACCAUCUCUCUGAAUGUCACAUGGCUGGUAAAUAGUGCUGCCCACAUGUAUGGAAACAGACCCUAUGACAAGAACAUCAGUCCUAGAGAAAACAGAUUUGUUACUUUUGGAGCACUUGAUUGUAAUGGUGGUUGUCCAGUACUGCAGCAUGGAAUCAUCCUUGAUCUGUUUGUGUUCCUCUCCAAACCAUGUGGCGUAUCGGGUGGCAACCUUGCUGUUUCUUUACAAGGCGGAGUUGUCAGCUCGACUUGGUGGAAAGCGUGCCAGAAGCCUAUCUUGUUUGACUGGGACCACUCACCUCGAAGUCCGGGGAAGGAUUCCACAACUAUCACCAUACAUUUCCAUUUGACUACUCAACAAGUGAGUUUGGAUUUCGGCUGAACCUGACAACGUGCUUUAUUGAUUUCAUGUGUUGGCUUGGCCUGGCAAGUGAUCGAAAAAGAGCCACAAAGCAAAUGAUUGAAGCACGCAAAAUGAGGACUGGAGAUGGAAGUGCUUGAAAAGAAACGGUCUCAAGUUCCAAGCAGAGUUUUCAUAUAUUUAAAUUUGUUGUUACUUUGACUUGGAUAUAUAGUCAUUGCAUUCCAAGCUUCUGACAAUGAUGCAUUUUGCUUUAUGGCCUUUUCACUUUGUUUCUAAAUUUAAUUUGAGUCCUUGAGUAAGUGUGUUGACUAUAUUCUACUGACUGCAAAAAGCCCUGUUUAAUCUGCCAUCAGUGGUUUAAUGUAAUAAGUGACAGCAGAUAUCCCUUGUUUAAAGGGUACACUGUACAUCUUGCAUUGACCUCAGGAGAUUAGGGUUAAAUUGUCAGUGUAAUAGAUCGGGCUUGUGAAAUUAUCCCCACUCUGGCAAGCUGAAUUAAUGUUCUUGCAAUAAAAUAAAUGUUUGGGCUUGAAAUGAUUAAAUUUGCAAGAUGUCCAUGUUGGUGGUGUUGAUAUUUUGUAUUUUACUUUAUUCAAAUCAAUGUGACCUUUGUAAUAGAAAGUAGUUGUUCAGGAGAAAAUGAGCGGUUUUGGUACUUUGCUGUCCAAGUGUAAGUGAUUAAGAAUUUUUAUUUAAUUUCAAGCAAGUUUUAUUUAAUUCUAGUUUGGUGAUGAAUUGGAAAACUGUGAUUUUUAGAUAAUGUGUGAUAAGGAGAAACAAAGGUAAAAAUAUUUUUCUAUAUGGUUCAUCAGAUGUGGCAGAUAUUGUGUUUUAGGAAGAUAUUAAUAGCUAUUAAUCUUUUUGAGACCAAAUCAUGUAACAAGUGUAUGUUUUACAUUUAAAAUUUUUGCAUGAGGGUGUGGGUUUUCCGUGAAGAAUUAGGUCUUGUGUCUGUACAGACAAAUGAAUCAGGAUCAGCAGGAAAUUGCUUUGCUCAUUGGUAAGGAGUUAACACAGAAUUGACAAACUACAAGAUACAAGAAACAUCCCAAAACUUUCAGAUAAUGUUUUAAAAACUUUUGUGACUUAAAAUUUAACCUUUUGACUCCUCUAUCAGUUGUUGCAUGUGCAUUAGAUUUUAAAAGUUAAAAAUCAAAACAGUUACAACUCCCAAGAGCAUCACCCAACUGCCUGUGCUGGGUGGUGUUUUCAGAAACACUGCAGAGAUGGUUUUAAAAGGGGUGAUAAACCCACACACAACAAAAGAGAUUUAAUUAAUGCAAAUUAUAACUAAACUUUUGCCUCUAAUAUUUAAGCUGUUGAAAGGAAAUUGCAAUGGUUUUGUUAUCAGUGAGCUAGAUGCUGCUCAGACUGUGAAAGAGAGUUGAGGAGAUUACUGAGAAGAGGGAAGAUGAGGUGCAAGCAGGAGAUGCAUGUAUAGUAAUAUAAACCAAGUACUGUCAUAAUGCUUUAUAAUAGCUUGGCAAAGAUCCAUUUGUCCGUGGUGACUGUAAAGCAUUGUAGUAUUUAACCAAGUAUAAAGACUAUGACAAGAUCCUAUGAUGGAUGUAAUGCACCAUAUCUAUUAAGAUUGAGUUCAUUCAAAUAGAUACACUUAUUUAAUCCACUCAUCUUUUAUAUCGUGACAGAACUACACCUGGGUAAUCAGCAGUUCCUUCUUCGACUUAAAUUGUCUUAGUACUGAGUUAGGUGAUCCAUCUACUAUUCUUUUGUGUUUUACUCAUGAUAAAUCAGCAUACUACACCAAGUUUUUUCUCUUGCAUCUGAAUAAACCAAAGUCUGACCGUGUCAUUAUGAAUGGAUUUGAACACAGUUUGGUAAAUUAAGGUGAAGUUAGUAUACUGUACUGAAAUUGAAAACAGAAAGGUCAUCAACUUUAAAGAGUAAAUACUAAUGAAAUCCAUUUUAAAAGCUUAAUUUGUAUGUCAAGCAACUCUGAUCACAGCUUUUAAGAGGCAAAACUAUAAUGAUUAACCAAAGCUGUGUGUAUGUUAGCACCAGUAAAUAAUAAAAUUAUGUUGCCUGCUUCUCACAAGAGACCAAAUGUCUUUCAAAGGGAAUAUUGGGAAUGAAUUUGCUGAGCAUAUAAUGCAGGCAUUGCUUUCACUUGUGGGUUCAAUUGUGACUUUAACCUAGAAUGUGGGAAAGCAAUAUUUUGAGACAACUAGACACCUUAUUGCUUGUCCUGUAAUUGCUCUAUGCCCUGUAUAGAGCAGGUUUAAAUUCUAAGUUUUCUGGCAGAACCAAGUUGAACUUGGUGCUCAUCUAUUAGAAAGGAGGAAAUUGGCUUAGGGUUCCCACUUGGAAUUGUUAUUCUGUAAGUCCUGUUAAAGUACGAGUACAUGGAAUGGUUGAUGCUCUCAUGGUCAAAUUACCCGCUGGGUUUAUUGACAAGGUAAUCACACAUAAAUUUUUCAGCAGCAUAUUCUGGAAAUUCCUUUAAUGCUUUUUCAAACAGUGACAUUUCAGCUUUGGGACAUUUCUUUAGCACUGGUUCAGUCCUCUGCUCUGGGCAUGGUGAUGGAUGUCUGGAAGACUGAUAAUGUGAUAGCAUUGGUUUUAAAGGAGAAAUAGAUGGUCUGAGCAUGAAGAGGAAUUUCUUUAGCCAGAGGUUGAUGAAUCUAUGGAAUUCAUUGCCACAGAUGGCUUUGGAGACCAAGUCACUGGGUAUAUUUAAAAUGGACAUUGAUAGGUUCUUGAUUAGUAAGGGUGUGAAAGGUUACAGAAAGAAGACAGGAGAGUUGGGUUGAGGGGGAUGAUGAAUCAGCCAUGAUGGAAUGGUGGAGCAGAUUCAGUGGGCCAAAUGGCCUAAUUCUUCUCCAGGGUCUUGUGGUCUAGCAAAUUCAAGGGAAUCAUUGUCAAAUUAUUGGAAAAUACCAAUAUAAUUCAGAUUAGGAAUGUAUAGAUUAAUAAAGGACAGCUAGUAUAGAGGAGUUGGGUUAUGUUUGAAGAACUGAAUGAUAAUUUAUGAAGAUGUGAUAAGGAGGGUCAAUGAAGGUAGAACAUUUGAAUGUAGUCUACAUAGAUUUUUAGUAAGUCAUUUGCCAAAGUCCUGUGUGGCAAGUUGUUAGGAAAUUGAGAGCUUAUGAUAUCUGGUGGGAAAGUGAAAGUUAGGUUAAAACAUUUUGUCCAUAGGAAAACAGUGUGCCGUGCAUUUCUGCGGAGCUCUGUACAAUUUUCUUGCUUAGUUUUUUGGGAUAAUACAUUAAUAAUUGCUGAUUGAAAGAUAAAAAUUAUGAUUUAACAUUUGCAAUUGAUGCUAAGGUUGGCUAAGGUUGUGAUUGACGGUGAGGAAGACAGCUCAAGGCUGUAGUUGGUUGACUUGGGGCAUAUAUUGUGCAUGUUACCAGCUGAUGCAUGGAAUAUAAAAGUAGAGGUUAUAUCAGAAUUGUAUAAAACUCUAGUUAGGCUCUGGCAGCAUGGUAUUGUCUGUAGUUAUUUACCAGAUUACAGAAUUAUAGUUGAGAAGUUCCUCACUUUGGAAUAAAGUCAGGAGAGAUCUGUGGGAGAUGUACAAAGUUAUGAGAUACCUAAACAAGGAUGAAUAAGAAGGAUUUGUUUUGCUUGGCAGUGUGCUGUACAAGAGGACAUAGAUUCCCUGGGGCAACAUAGUAGUGUAGUGUUUAGCAUAAUGCUAUUACAACACCAGUGAUUGGGGUUUAAUUCCACUGCUGACUAAGGAGUUUGUACAUUCUCUACAUCACUGUGUGUAUUUCUUCUGGGUGCCUCAGUUUCCUCCCACAUUGCCAAAGGCACACUGAUUAGCAGGUUUGGUCACGUGUUUAACUGGGCAGUGUGGACUCGGGCCAGAAGGGCCUGUUACCAUGCUGUAUAUCUAGAUAAAAAUAACCAUGUGGUCAAAGAAUUGGGGGCGGGGGGAGAGAAUGUUGGAAAAUGUCAUUCCAGGCAAAUUAGCGGGUGUGGAACUUGCUGCCUACAAGGUGGUGGAAGCACACUUCUUACACCCCCUGCCCCCCCCAUCACCACUGUUAGAAGUUUCCUGGAAGAGCACUUGAAGCAUGACCUGAUGGGCAGUGGAUCAUUGCUGGCCAAGGUAGAAAUGGUAGAUUGAAUGGCCAUCUCUGUAAAUUCCUGUAACUUGUGACUUGCUUCCCAUGUUUUUUUGACAGUCCACAAUCUUUGGCUAUCCUCAGAACAUAGGGUAUACUUCUGACAUUGGUGUGUGUGACAAUGAAUUGUAGAAAGAUUUUUAAAAUGUAAUUUUCAAAUAUAUUUCUUUAAAACUAACUUUGGCAACUGAUGCUGAAUUGUACAUACAUUCUAAGAAAGGUAGAUACUAUAAUCAGUCUUGAAAUAUUUAAUGAACUGUGAAUAUAUUUGAACUUUGGUUUUAUUUUGCUAUAACUAAGAGGUUAUUGGCCUCAAGUAAUGUGCCACAUUCAUUUUGGAAAAGAAUCCCUUGUGGACACAUUCCUGGGACCUCGAUCCAACCCUAGAUUACAGCAGCCUGUUCGUAAUAGUGCAUGUUUGCACAAUUCUGUAAGAAGAUACUAACCAGCUUUAAACUUGUGUGCUCUUAAUGUUAGAUCUUGACAAAAGCUAGGGAUUAUUGGUUAUUAAUAUUUUCAAUCCAUCAACCACCAAACAAACAUUUGACCAAAUAACAAGAAAGGUGAAGAUGAAUGAAAUCAAAUGUCAUAUAACUAGAAUUGAUAUGACUCCCUAAAGCACGAUUCUGCUCAGUCUUUUGGAAUAUGUAUACACUAAUAUUAUUCCAAGCAGGUGUCAGGUUUGAUUUAGUUAAGAUGUAGUAGUGUUUAUCAUUUGAUUCCCACAAAAAAACCCAUAAAAUUUGACAAGUGUGAGGGUUGUAUUAUAUUUUAGACUGUUUAAAACUAUUUUGUAAAAGAAAACUAUACUAAACUCAAUUAAAAUCAAAAAUGCUGCCCAACUAGUGUUUUAUAGCAUUUUAUCAAAUUAUCUGUCCCACAUCCAACUUCUGCAUAGUGUUGUAUAUCUCAUCUGAACCAAAUCCUAAAGGGUUACCUCACUGGAAAUGGCCUGGGCAAGGACCUAGUAAAAUAUGAACCAGCUACUUACAUAAUCACAGAAUACUGGGUCUAGAAUUUGUGUAUUUAUUUAUUGCCAUAAUCAUAGGAUUAUAAAACUCGGGAGAGAAUAGUGGACUUUUGAGGCCAUUUCUGUGAUGGAAGUUUAGAAUUCUGUUCUAUGAAUACAGAAAUUAAAAGUGAAGGGGGGGGGGGAAUGGCCAGAAGUAAAA